Adineta steineri is the source of this 525-nucleotide messenger RNA. The record is from the annotation of a GenBank genome assembly. Lineage: Eukaryota; Metazoa; Rotifera; Eurotatoria; Adinetida; Adinetidae.
AUGUCACGGCUUUAUUCAUUCAAAUUGCAUCUUAGUACUGAAAAUAACAAUGAUUUUAUUUAUUAUAUGUUAAAUAAUAAUGGCAAACAAAAUUACAUGAAUUGUGGAUAUGAAGACGUACUUAGUAUUAUUUCUACUCUUGAGCCAGUUACAUACCAUAUAUUUAUGGCACCGUUUGAAUUUGCUGAACUUCAUUUUAUUGAGAAUAUAUUUCCAAAUAUCGUAUUUAAUUAUGUUAUUAAAUUACUCGUAUGUGAUCGAGUUUCAUUUGAGCAUGAAUUCUUUCAAAGAAUAUCCAAAGCUUUUCCAUUACUGCAAAUUUUUUAUGUUACUAAUUUUAUGCUUCAGUUGCAUAAUACUGAGAGAUCAUCUAAUAAUACUCAGUCGCAUGAAAUCGUUGAAUUUCGUCAUCUGACUUCACUCAACAUUAGUAGAACCGAUAUUACCUAUACUGAACAAUUUCUAAAUGAAACCAAAAUGCAUCUGCCUACUCUUUCUGAAUUAACUGUUAAGUAUGAAGAUUGA